AUGGCGGCCUACUUGACGCACCAGCAGAAGGUGCUGCGGCUCUAUAAGAAAUCCCUGCGGCACCUUGAGUCCUGGUGCAUCUAUCGAGACAAGUACCGCUACUUUGCCUGCCUCCUGAGAGAACGAUUUGAUAAGAACAAGGAUGUGAAGGAUAUGGUGAAAGCUACAGAGCUGCUGAGGGCGGGUGAGGAGGAGUUCUGGGCAAGCCAGCAUCCUCAGCCAUACAUCUUCCCUGACUCCCCUGGGGGCACUUCCUAUGAGAGAUAUGAGUGCUACAAGAUUCCUGAAUGGUGCUUGGAUUACUGGCAUCCUUCUGAGAAGGCAAUGUAUCCUGAUUACUUUGCCAAACGAGAGCAAUGGAAGAAGCUGCAGCGGGAAAGCUGGGAUAAAGAGAUUAAGCAGUUAGAAGAAGAAACUCCAGCUGAUGGUCCAAGAACUGAAGCUUUGCCGCCAGCUCGUAAGGAAGGACAUCUGCCACCACUGUGGUGGCACUAUGUUACAAGACCUCGUGAAAUUCCCAUGUAAAAGCAUUAUUUCACGUGAGAAUUGAAGCAGUCUGUCUUCUGUAGGCAGUCAAUGUGGCAGUGACCACAUGCUACUCUAAGUAAUACAAAAUAAAGCCAAAUAAAGUAAAAGAGAAGGCAUUUUUCUGACAUACUGUUCUUCUAUAGCAUGCACUCACUUCACUUCCAGUUUGUGCAGUGUAGAAUAGGUGACUGUUAACAUCUACACCAUGUACCUAAAAUGUCAGAGAAGACUGACCAGCCUGUGAAGAAGCCUUAAUGGAGUGCUCUAUGGUGGCUUUCACAGUUAGCUCAACUAUGAGACUGACAGAACUGCCCACAUAAAACUCGUGUUGCCAGAGGAGUGUGAGU
This is a messenger RNA of Gymnogyps californianus (California condor), 875 nucleotides long. RefSeq names its product NADH:ubiquinone oxidoreductase subunit B9 (gene NDUFB9). The coding region runs from base 1 to 525 and encodes 174 amino acids. Gene Ontology annotation, biological process: mitochondrial electron transport, NADH to ubiquinone. The transcript is spliced from 4 exons. Lineage: Eukaryota; Metazoa; Chordata; Aves; Accipitriformes; Cathartidae. The record is from RefSeq and is a predicted model, not a curated record.